Eutrema salsugineum is the source of this 879-nucleotide messenger RNA. RefSeq lists its product as uncharacterized. Gene Ontology annotation, molecular function: nucleic acid binding. The transcript is spliced from 2 exons. Gene Ontology annotation, biological process: DNA integration. NCBI's taxonomy places the organism in Eukaryota, Viridiplantae, Streptophyta, Magnoliopsida, Brassicales, Brassicaceae. The coding region runs from base 1 to 879 and encodes 292 amino acids. The record is from RefSeq and is a predicted model, not a curated record.
AUGCCCCAAAAUCCCAUCUUGGAGGUGGAACUUUUCGACUGCUGGGGUAUUGACUUCAUGGGUCCUUUUGUGAGCUCAUAUGGGAAUCAGUACAUACUUAUUGCUGUGGAUUAUGUUUCCAAAUGGGUUGAGGCUGUUGCUUCCCCAACCAAUGACUCUAAAGUGGUGGUCAAGCUCUUCAAAACCACCAUCUUCCCAAGGUUUGGGGUUCCUAGAGUAGUGAUAAGUGAUGGAGGUUCUCAUUUUGUGAACAAGACUCUAGAGGGGCUGCUAAGGAGGCAUGGUGUCAAGCACAAGAUAGCUAGUCCAUAUCACCCUCAGACCAGUGGCCAAGUAGAGGUUUCAAACAGACAGAUAAAGGCCAUCUUAGAAAGGACAGUGAGCAACUCCAGGAAGAAUUGGAGCAAGAAGUUGGAUGAUGCUCUUUGGGCCUAUAGGACUGCUUUCAAAACACCUAUUGGCAGAUCUCCCUUCACACUUCUCUAUGGAAAGAGCUGCCACUUACCAAUAGCCCAAGAGAAGAGGCUACUCCAGUUGCAUGAACUUGAAGAGAUCAGACUCAAUGCCUUUGAGAGUGCAAGGAUAUACAAGGAGAAGACCAAGAUCUUGCAUGAUCAGAAAAUUCUCAAGAGGGAGUUUAAGGUGGGAGAUCUGGUUCUUUUGUUUAACUCAAGGCUCAAGCUCUUUCCUGGUAAGUUGAGGUCAAGAUGGUCAGGACCAUUCAGGGUUUUAGAGGUUAGAAGCUAUGGAGCAUUGGUCUUGGAGGGAAAGGAUGGAAAGGGUUUUGUUGUGAAUGGACAAAGGGUCAAGCAUUACCUUGUUUCUGAGAAGAGAGAAGAGGCUUCUACAGUUCCUCUUGAUGAUCCACCAGCCUGUUAA